Molecule: messenger RNA, 962 nt
Organism: Heteronotia binoei (common prickly gecko)
Lineage: Eukaryota; Metazoa; Chordata; Lepidosauria; Squamata; Gekkonidae
Exons: 4
Coding region: 79-789 (236 amino acids)
Source: RefSeq, a predicted model, not a curated record
UUCAAAAUGUGGCUCUUCUAGGAGCAGUGUCAUUUCUUGAAAAAUGAACACUGAGGAACCAUAAGGAAGUGAAGCAAUAUGGAGCUUUGUCUGCUUGGCAUUCUGAUAGACUUAUUUGCCCUGAAGAAAGCAUAUGCUGCUGCCCAUCAACAGAGGAUAAUUCGUGCUUCUGGGGAGAAAGUCCUACUUCCCUGUGGGAAAGACAGCCCUUAUACACGUUGGUUUUGGUUCCCUCUGACUUCCAGAUGUGCCAACAUCAGUGGGGGGAGUGUGGAAAUAACCUGGGGCCCUACCAAAUCCAAUGUGACUCCUAUUCGUUUCAACCAGCGCCUGAUAUACCAGUCUCCAGGCUCAUUGCUCCUCAGGAAUCUGGUCAUGAGUGAUGAGGGCACCUAUGUCUGUCGUCUCCCCAAUGGCUCAGAAACUCGCAUCAUCCUGGAGGUGACAACAGGAUGCCACAACAAUCUCACUGUUUCCUCACAGUGGCUCAACCAGUCCUCUUUACGACUCAGCUGCCAUCCCUGCCAGUCAGCGAAGGUGGUGGGUCGCUUUUAUUGGACACUGAACUCGGAGCGACUGGGCAGGCGACGCUGGGCUCAGAAGAGUCACUCCGGCUCUUACGUCACUUUGAAUCCCAUCCGACCAGUCAUUUGGGGACAAUGGGAGUGCCGUUCCAUUGACAAUCCCACCUGGGUCUCUGAAAUUUGCUUGAAGCAACACACAAUGCAAGAUGCCGGCAGCUUCCAAAUCCUUCAUGAAGAUUUGUCUCUGCUAAUUCUACCCCUUUAGCCUCUCUCUGGUGGUUCCCUCUUUCCACCCCUUGGACUCCAGCAGCUGCACCUGGAGAGUCUGCAGUGAAAGGGACUGAAGUCUGGAUGUGGGCAACACUCUUGGCUGGGCUGGCUCUGCUACCCGUCCUUGGGAUAGUUGUGUGCUUCUGGAAGAGAAAGUUAGCAGGCAGG